Molecule: messenger RNA, 1821 nt
Organism: Microthlaspi erraticum
Lineage: Eukaryota; Viridiplantae; Streptophyta; Magnoliopsida; Brassicales; Brassicaceae
Source: the annotation of a GenBank genome assembly
AUGACCUUGUUAGUGGGCGGUUUUGAGUCCCACGUUUUAUUCGACUCUGGAGCAUCGAAUUGCUUCAUUACACCGGAGCGUGCCGAGAAGAGUGGCAUCCGGAGUAGCGCGGGCGAGAGCGCGGGCAUGGUCAAGGUGGCGGGAGGUGGAUUCUUGUCUACUUUGGGCCGUGCUAGAGGAGUCGAGAUCGAGAUUGCGGGGCAGUCAAUGCCAGCAGACUUAGUCAUCAGUCCGGUGGAGCUGUAUGACGUUAUUCUCGGGAUGGACUGGUUGUCACACUACAGAGUUCAUCUGGAUUGCUACAGAGGUAGAGUGGUCUUCGAGCGAGAUGCAGGGAGGUUGGUUUAUCAGGGAGUGAGACCGACUUCCGGGAGUAUUGUGAUAUCUGCUAUUCAGGCCGAGCAGUUGUUAGAGCGGGGCUGUGAGGCGUAUCUGGCGACGAUUUCUAUGUCUGAGUCAGGAGCUGGAGUUGUUAUGGGAGAUAUUGAGGUUGUCCAGGAUUUUGAGGAUGUCUUUCAGUCACUGAAGGGAUUACCACCAUCUCGGUCUGAUCCUUUCACGAUUGAGUUAGAGCCGGGGACAGCACCGAUAUCGAAGACGCCUUACAGGAUGGCGCCAGCUGAGUUGGCAGAGCUGAAGAAGCAGAUAGAGGACCUUUUGUCUAAGGGGUUCAUUCGACCGAGUGUUUCACCGUGGGGAGCACCGGUGUUGUUUGUGAAGAAGAAGGAUGGAGUUUCAGACUUUGUAUCGAUUACAGAGAUUGACUUGGCAUCGGGGUAUCAUCAGAUCCCGAUAGAUGAGGCAGAUGUCAGGAAGACUGCUUUCAGGACGCGUUAUGGGCAUUUUGAGUUUGUGGUUAUGCCUUUCGGUUUGACUAACGCGCCGGCAGCCUUCAUGAGAUUGAUGAACGACGUGUUCAGGGAGUAUUUGGACGUGUUUGUCAUCAUUUUCAUUGACGAUAUUCUGGUAUACUCGAGGAGUCAGGAGGAGCAUGCGACUCACUUGAGGUUGGUUCUGGAGAAGCUUCGGGAGCAGAAGCUUUUUGCUAAGUUGAGCAAGUGCAGUUUCUGGCAGCGAGAGAUGGGAUUUCUUGGCCACAUUGUUUCUGCAGAGGGAGUUUCUGUGGAUCCGGCUAAGAUUGAGGCUAUCAGAGAUUGGCCUAGACCUAGUAGUGCCACCGAGAUCAGGAGUUUUCUGGGUUUGGCAGGAUACUACAGGAGGUUCGUCAAGGGGUUUGCUACCAUGGCGCAGCCGAUGACGAAGUUGACCGGGAAGGAUGUCCCUUUUGUUUGGUCAGCUGAGUGUGAGGAGAGCUUUAGUCAGCUCAAGGAGAUGUUGACUACUACACCAGUGUUGGCGUUACCCGAGCCAGGGAAGCCUUACAUGGUGUAUACAGAUGCUUCAGGCAUUGGUCUUGGUUGUGUGCUGAUGCAGGAGGGCAGAGUGAUAGCAUAUGCUUCGAGACAGUGGCAGGGCAGUGAGCGUAACCGUCCUACACAUGACUUAGAGUUGGGAGCAGUGAUCUUCGCGUUGAAGAUUUGGAGGUCUUACUUGCUAGGUGAGACAGUACAGGUCUUCACGGAUCACAAGAGUUUGCAGCAUAUCUUCACUCAGCCGAUGAUGAACGCGAGACAGACGCGCUGGGUUGAGUUCUUGGCGGAUUAUCAGGUGAGCAUUAACUACCAUCCGGGCAAGGCUAACCUAGUGGCGGACGCGUUGAGUAGACGGAGGUAUGAUUCCGCAGUUGAGCGAGAUGUGGAGUCUCUAGUGGGCGAGGAAGUUUGUGCGAGAGAUUGUGAGGCUGCAUGGAGUGCCAGCUAG